Molecule: messenger RNA, 5948 nt
Organism: Jaculus jaculus (lesser Egyptian jerboa)
Lineage: Eukaryota; Metazoa; Chordata; Mammalia; Rodentia; Dipodidae
Gene: Nrg3
Product: neuregulin 3
Exons: 10
Coding region: 1-2223 (740 amino acids)
Biological process (GO): intracellular signal transduction; nervous system development; animal organ development
Molecular function (GO): chemorepellent activity
Source: RefSeq, a predicted model, not a curated record
AUGAGUGAAGGGGCGGCCGCUGCCUCGCCACCUGGUGCCGCUUCGGCAGCCGCCGCCUCGGCCGAGGAGGGCACCGCGGCGGCUGCAGCGGCGGCGGCGGCGGCGGCGGGCGGGGGCCCGGACGGCGGCGGCGGCGGCGGCGGCGGGGAAGGGGCGGCCGAGCCCCCCCGGGAGUUACGCUGUAGCGACUGCAUCGUGUGGAACCGGCAGCAGACGUGGCUGUGCGUGGUACCUCUGUUCAUCGGGUUCAUCGGCCUGGGGCUCAGCCUCAUGCUCCUCAAAUGGAUCGUGGUGGGCUCCGUCAAGGAGUACGUGCCCACAGACCUGGUGGACUCCAAGGGGAUGGGCCAGGACCCUUUCUUCCUCUCCAAGCCCAGCUCCUUCCCAAAGGCCAUGGAGACCACGACCACCACCACUACCACCACCACCAUCACCACCUCUUCCACCGCCUCCCCAGACAGCCCUUCCGCCAGCGGCGCCGCUUCCUCCAGGACGCCCAACAGGAUGAGCACCCGCCUGACGACCAUCACCAGGGCGCCUACUCGCUUUCCCGGGCACCGGGUACCCAUCCGAGCCAGCCCGCGUUCCACCACGGCGCGGAACACCGCGGCCCCCCCGACGGCCCUGUCCACCACAGCCCUGUUCUUCACAAGCAGCACGCCGGGCUCCAGACCCCCGGUGCCAGGAGUCCCUAGUACCCAGGCGAUGCCCUCCUGGCCCACUGCGGCGUAUGCUACCUCCUCGUACCUCCACGACUCCACUCCCUCUUGGACCCUGUCACCCUUUCAGGAUGCUGCCGCCGCCUCCUCCACCUCAUCUUCCUCCUCCUCCUCCUCCACCACCACCACCCCAGAACCUAUCACCAGCCCCAAAUUUCACACAACAACAUACUCCACUGAGAGAUCUGAACACUUCAAACCCUGCAGAGACAAGGAUCUUGCCUACUGCCUCAACGAUGGCGAGUGCUUUGUGAUCGAGACCCUGACAGGAUCCCAUAAGCACUGCAGGUGCAAAGAAGGCUACCAAGGUGUCCGUUGUGAUCAGUUCCUGCCCAAAACAGACUCCAUCUUAUCGGAUCCAACAGACCACUUGGGGAUUGAAUUCAUGGAGAGUGAAGAAGUUUAUCAAAGGCAGGUGCUGUCAAUUUCAUGUAUCAUCUUUGGAAUUGUCAUCGUGGGCAUGUUCUGUGCAGCUUUCUACUUCAAAAGCAAGAAACAAGCAAAACAAAUCCAAGAGCAGCUGAAAGAAUCCCAGAAUGGGAAGAACUAUAGUCUCAAAGCGUCCAGCACACUGGCAAAGUCAGAGAGCUUGGGGAAGAGCCAUGUCCAACUACAGAAUUACACAAAAGCAGAAAGGCAUCCCGUGACUGCACUGGAGAAAAUGAUGGAGUCAAGUUUUUCCAGUCCUCAGUCGUUCCCUGAAGUCCCUUCUCCGGACAGAGGAAGUCAACCUGUCAAACACCACAGGUACAGGACACUCUCUUCUUGCUGCAGUCCAGGGCAAAGGAAUGGGAUGCUCCAGAGGAACACAUUCAGGAGGACGCCCCCCUCUCCCCGAAGUCGGCUGGGGGGAAUGGUGGGCCCAGCAUAUCAGCAGCUUGAAGAAUCCAGGACCCCAGACCAGGACACAAUACCUUGCCAAGGGAUAGAGGUCAGGAAGACUAUAUCCCACCUGCCUAUACAGCUGUGGUGUGUUGAAAGACCCCUGGACUUAAAGUAUUCGUCCAAUGGCUUAAGAACCCAACAAAAUGCAUCAUUAAAUAUGCAACUGCCUUCAAGAGACACAAACCCCUAUUUUAAUAGCUUGGAUCAAAAGGACCUAGUGGGAUAUUCAUCCCCAAGGGCCAGUUCAGUGCCCAUCAUCCCUUCAGUGGGUCUAGAAGAAACCUGCAUGCACAUGCCAGGGAUUUCUGAAGUCAAAAGCAUCAAAUGGUGCAAAAACUCCUACUCCGCUGACAUAGUCAAUGUGAGCAUUCCAGUCAGCGAUUGUCUUUUAGCAGAACAGCAAGAAGUGAAAAUAUUGCUGGAGACUGUGCAGGAGCAGAUCCGAAUUCUGACUGAUGCCAGGCGCUCAGAAGACUAUGAACUGGCCAGUGUGGAAACUGAGGACAGCGCGAGUGAAAACACAGCCUUUCUCCCCCUGAGCCCCACGGCCAAGUCAGAAAGGGAGGCACAAUUUGUCUUAAGAAAUGAAAUACAAAGAGACUCUGCGUUGACCAAGUGACUCGAGACAUAGGAAUCUGUGCAUCCUAUGCUUUGAUCAACAGGAAAGAGAGGAAAUUAAAUACAAAUUAUUUAUAUGCGUUAAUUUAAGAGCAUCUACUUAGAAGAAACCAAAUAGUCUAUCGCCCUCAUAUCAUAGUGUUUUUUAACAAAAUAUUUUUUUAAAGGGAAAGAAAUGUUUCAGGAGGGAUAAAGCUUACCACUAAAGCUUUUGGGUAGAAUUCUGAUUCCAAUUUCCAACACUGUCCUCUUUGACUCCUGGAGAAUGUGGGCUCUUCAGACCCUCACCCCCACGGUGCCAGUGCUUAAGUAGGAAGGCACAGGUGGUCACCUGGUUUCAAAGAGUAAGGGUGGAUAUUCCAGUGAGCAGGUGGCCCUGGCUACUCUACUCUCUUGUCCCAACCCCUAAAUUUCUACUCAUGAACACCCUCAUCACAGGUUAUGUCACGUCAAGGAAUGUAGUGUUUUGUAUUUGAUUUCUAAAGAAUGGCACAAAAACUGGGCUAGGAAGGAAGACAGAUAAAUCGGGGCAGUCUAACCUACCUUGCUGUGCCAUCUUCCUCUGACAUUUUAAAGCACAGAAUCUCAGAGGGAGGUACGGAAUUAUUGUAGAAAAAAGAGAGACAAAAAUCACGACAUCAUGUCAUGAAAAUGAUGCUAAUAGAGAUGUUUUCCUUGCAGAUCUUUCAGAAGCUCUGACAGAGCAUUCCUUUGGUGCGCGUGUGUGCCUGUGUGCGCAGGUGUGAGCGAGCGAGCAAGCGUGUGGGCUUGCUCACCUGAGCACAUAUGCCGUAUGCACAUGUGUUCACUGUGUGUUUGCGUGUGCAUGUGUGUGUAUUAAGCUUGCUAAAAUUUGUUCUGAAACAUCAGGGAAUCGAAUAUUCAGAAAAAAAUUUCCCUCUUAGAUCUUUUCACUUAAAUUUUUUUCAUUAAAUAUAAAAUUUGGUUAGAGUUCUUAAAUCAAGGCAAUCUGCAUGGCCGAUCCUAUGAAACAUUUGACAAUGUCUAGACCAUUUUCUGAUGUGAAUACUUUUGAAAGGAAUAACUUUUGACUUACGAAUAUCAGUAUCAUGAAGUGAAUUGAUGGAGGAUUGUUGAUUUUUUUUAAUCAUAUCUCCUUAAAUUAUUUACCUAAGCCAAUUAUCAAAUUGACAAUUAACCAUUUUCUUUCUCAUCAUGCUCAUUGCUAUUUGAUCUCAGGUCUACUACGUGUAGACCAAAACAUUGCCUUCUGUGGCUCUAUGGAAGGAAUAAAUGGUGGAAAUCACAAACCCUAGAGUACUCAGUUCACAAGAAGCCGCCCCUCUCACCCCCAAAGAGUAAACGGUGUUGUAUGUUCAUUUGGAAUAAAGCAAUAUUUUUACCACUGGUAAGGUGAACUGGAAACCUCUCCUGAAGAUUUGUCUUUUAUUUUCCCUACUUUCAUGGGGCAUUCAAAGAAAUUAGUGUUCACAUACCCAGUCUUUUUUCCAAUUAUUGGUGGUGUUGUUAUGUUUACACUGUUUUAAAUAAAAAGGCACAGUAUUUGAAAGUACAGAAAGAGAUUGCUUUUACUGUAAUUUGGGGAAAGCUUGCUUAAAGUUUCUUUGUGGAAGACAACAUCUCAUGGGAAGAGAUUAUGACAAUUUUCUGAAUCAAGCAGUGAAAAUAUAUAAUUCUUGUUUUAGAUGAAGUUGUUUUUAUUUGAAACACACUAAAUUGUUCUUGGUGGAGCUUCAUUAAUAACAGACAUAAUGUCAUCUGCUUAAAAAAAAAAAACGAACAUUAAAAUAAUCAAAACUGCUUAGUAGAAAAAAAUCAAGGUCUCAAAUGUUGAAAACACAUCAGUAGAAACAUACUUUAUAUUUAACAAAUGGUUAUAACAUAUACACCAGUUAUCCCAUGAGAACAGCGAGGUAACAGUGUAAAGAGCUUCUAGAUGUGACUUUUUAAUAUCUAGUCUAGAUUGCCUUAGUUCUCGUUUGAAAAUAUUUUACCUUUGGGAAAGUUAGGAUGGUUUAGGUAUCUGAAAAUCCCAACACGGCAUUAUGGUGAAAUUUAUUAUGAUCAAAUAGCAGGAGGGCCACAUACAUCUAAGUCAACUUUAUUCUUUUUUUUGUUUGUUUGUUUCCAUGGCUUUACACUAAAAUAUUAAGAUAACUGAAAAAUGAAGUCUGACUAGAACACCUUACUUUACGACACGAGGGACAUCUACAAUGGGACUACGGCUCAAGCCCCUUCCCUGUGCCUUCUAGAGACUGACUAGCAGUUUCAGCCCCUUCGGUGGUGUUGAAGUUCAUGGUGUGGUUCUUUGAACACUCACUACAAAAUCCAUCAUGGUCCUUAUCUCUUUUUGGCACAUGAAACUUCUUUCAAUGUGUCCAAGCUUAAAGGGUACUUUUUUUUUUUUUUUUUUUUUUUUGGCAUAAACUGCCAAAGUGGUGAUCACAACUAGAGUUUAAAGGUUACCCUGACAUGGCACAUACCUAUAGCCUUCAGUACCCGGUCCUUCGUGAUCAUGUCCCCACAUAGCAGCACUAUUUCUAGAAGACAUCUCUGAACUUGCUUCGCUUUCCUUGCUGCUGGUGUGUGAAUAGGUGUUUGAAGAAUUGCAGCUAAACAGAAUAUAUAUUCAUUAUUGAGUGAAUGUCACCCACAUUUUUUUUCUUUGAUUCAUUUUCUGAUUUGCCUUUUUAAGUGAAACAUUUAUUAUUCUAAAUUGCUGGUGACUAUUUUGGAAUGCUGUUGUUCAAAAGGAUGUCCAAUCUUAUGAUAACACGAAAUAGUUGAAAUUAUGUUAGGCCACGAGUUUUGAAAUUCUCUUCAUGAUUUGUUAUGUAUAUUAUGGCAUACUUCAGUUAUUCACAUUACUUUUAAGUUACAGUAAGAGUUUCUGGAGGUAGAAAAGUGCUAUUUAUAGAACUUCCCAAGUUAAUCUAGUUAGAAGAAAACCUUGCAGACUCUCACCACAAAGAACAAAAGGGCCAAUCCAACUUCAAAAUACCCAUUAGUUUCUGCAGUGGGGCCCAUGGCCAAGGAUGCCAGUUACCCAGUCAUUAGAAUGUGGUCAUCAUUUGAAGCCAUUGCCCGACACCUACGCUACCAUAUGGUGCUAUAGGAAACCAUGACUCCCUAAUGGGUGCUUGUGGGGGACGGUGGUCUGACUCCAUCCCUGUAAAAGUGCUAAGAAAUAUUUCACAAGAGUAUAUUGUAUACCUAGGACAAACGAUGGUGGGGUGGGAUUUUUAUUUGAUCUUUUGGUAUCUGGGAAACAUUUUAUAUAUAAAUAAUACUUUUUAUUAUUAUUCAAUUGUAUAGAUUCAGUAGUGUUUUCGAUGGAUCGCAUGUCUACACUGUGUUUGUAUCUUGUCUUCAGAAGCUCAGUCCUCAUCCAUGCAAGACCAGCACACGAUUUCUGAGUUGACUUGAGUUUUAACCAUCCCAAUGUGGCCUGGGAAGUGAAGCCUCUGAAUAAGCUUUAUCUCUUCCAGUUUUUAUUCUUUCUUUCCCUUUUAAAGAAAUACAGAGGGUAAAGGGAGAAAUUCAUUCCUUAAGAUCUAUAACAUUCUCUUUUAGUAAUGUAUUUCCACACCCACACCCACUGUUAUACAUGUAUAUGCUUAUUAAAUUAAAAGGUUAUUUUAGUAGCCUUAUGUUUGCUUAAUUAAAUCAAUGUUAAGUGAUUACCUCAUGAAAUACCAAUAAAAUCAAAGCAUUUAGUGGCCAAUGAACUUGGCAACAUUUCAA